CGCAUUGCAUUCCGCAGAUCUACAAGCCAUCCACACGAACGGUAACGCUACUGCUUGAACUCCAGAUGACUUGUGAGUCUGCGCAAAAGCGUCUAAACGCUGUGUUUAUGUUUGACUCUUAAAGGGGACGCAACACAACUUACCAAAAAUGGCCGCUGUGCGGCUCCGUUCUGAAAGGUAGAUUUCCUACAGCUUUAAGAAUAAAGACGAUGUUUAAUUUCCGUAAUAUUGUGUCGGUUUGAUUUAAGAAAGGUUUAAGUGUACCGUGGGUGAAUUUCGACGAACUUGGCGCAUUAGCAGAACCCCCCCCCACUUUGGACGAAGGCCUCCUCCUGCCAUCACCAGCCUGUCUUUUAGUCCUCUUUUCCAGCAAGCAUUCUAGCCUUAAUGCGAAGUUAAAGACGGAAUAAAGUGAUUCACCUGCGAUGGAAUGACGACGGAAUACAUUAUAAUUUAAAUAAAAGACAAAAAAAAUCUGGUGAACCACAAGGCCGCAAAUCAGACCUCGGACCCCGGUGCACCUGUCACCCCGAGAAAGAGGCAGGAGGAGCGGGGAGUCAUUCCCUUCACGAGCACGGAGCUACUGGAGAGCUCCAAGGUAAAGAGACGAUGGAGGAGAUAAAGACUGAAAGUUCCAAUAAUGUUGAAGAAGUGAAGCUGCACGAAGAAGUGGCGGAAGAUCCUAAUGGUCCAAAGAAGAAAGUGCGCCGGAAAAAAGAUGUUAAAACCCCAAGGCGGCUGACUAAAAGGAAGAAGCCCCCAGUGGAGUACGUUCGCUGUGAAAUCGAAGGAUGCGGCACCGUUCUGGCGAACCGACGCUACCUGAAGCAUCACAUCAAAUACCAGCACUUGCUUAAAAAGAAGUACGUGUGCCCUCAUCCCUAUUGUGGAACGCUUUUCCGCCUACAAAGGCAGCUAUUUCGCCAUGCCAAGCAACACACAGACCAGAGAGACUACGUCUGCGAAUUCUGCACCCGUGCCUUCAAGAACGCCUACAAUCUGGCUGUGCAUCGCAUGAUCCACACCGGAGAGAAGCCCAUCCAGUGUGAGAUCUGUGGCUUCACCUGUCGCCAGAAGGCCUCCCUCAACUGGCACAUGAAGAAGCACGACGGCGACGCCUCCUAUCAGUUCCCCUGCUCCAUUUGCGGCAAGAAGUUUGAGAAGAAGGACUCGGUGGCGGCCCACAAGGCCAAGAGUCACCCGGUGAUGCUGAUAUCCCAAGCGCUCGCAGACAACGCCGGCACCCUCAUCACAAACCCCGCGCCCUCGCCGGAGCUGCCGGGAGAGCCGGUGCAAGCGGAGGUGGGCGGCGUGGAAGCCAACCAAGUGGUUGAGGAUGAAGUCGUGCAGCAGGUGGUGAUCAAGGAAGAAUACGUGGAAGAGUAAGUGGCUCGGGUAUCCCAGAUGAGUCAUGUGCCCCAACAAGGUCAGCAGGCAGCUCCGAUAGACCCUCCGUGCCACGAGCAGCAGCAGUCUCAUCUUCAGCUCCAGACCAGCUCCGGUCCAUUUAGCAGCCCCCAGCAACUUACCUUCCAUUGCCCCUCAGUGGUCACCUGACACACCCUGAAGGUACAUUACAUUGGAACCUCCAUUUACCAACUCGACUGGUUCUCAAACAGGGUUCGUAAAUCAAAAAGUUUUUCUAGUGAAGAAAAUUUCUCCCAAAGGAACAAUCUAGAUAUGAAUAAUGUGUUCCAGCCUGGACAAAAGUCCAUAUUUUAGAGAAGGUUUGUACACUGAACACAAUACAAAGCACUACACUGUACUGUAUAUCAAACACAACAAGGAGGUGAUGGAGAAACUUUCUAUUUAUUAACAACAAGCUGCUGUUGUCUGUAUGCACUGCUCUGCCAACAAGGGCGCACACACAGAAGUUCCUUUGGUGCCCUCACAAAUGAUCAGAAAUGGCAAAAAUUAUUAACUAGAACCAUCAUAGUCCGACAAUAAUAAACAUUUAAAAAAGUUAAAUCUACUAACAUAAACAUCGGCAUAGAAAUAGCAGACAGAGGGAGAGAAGGGAAGGAUCGUCGGGGGCGGGGCCGUGAGUGUGUGCGUGCCCACGCUGUGAAAUAAGUCUUCUCAGGCAUCUUUUGUUCCAUAAAAUUCUGGUUUCAUCAGAGUUAAAACUGCUUUGUCGGUUGUUCCAUACUUGUGAGGGCCAUUUAUGUAAUCCUGGAAUAUAGUCCUCCACAGCGAGUCCCGACUUCUUUCCACGUUGGUCUGUCGUCUUUUUGGGAUUCAUAUUAAGUUAGUAAGAUGGACAAGCGAUCAAAAUGGAGGGAAAACACAGAAAAGACAUACGCUAAAGUGCUGAGAAGUGACUACACUAUUUUCCGGACUACAGAACGCACCGGUAUAUAAGCCGCACCCACCAAAUUUGAAAAGAAUAACACACCGGACUAUAAAACGCAGAUGUAUUCGUUGUGUAAUGAGUAAUUUACACAGAAAUAUUUUGUAAAUGUUCAUUUACAUACCUUAAUUGUUUCCAAACGGCAUUGGUAAAGAGGCAGUAAAACGGAGGAUCAAACAAAACAGAAGUCUUUGUCAUGGACCCGCUAGCUGCGGAAGCUAGCUUUUAAAUCAGCUAAACAGACUCAAUAACUCCGCGGUGACGUUUUGGGUAAUUUACUGAGGAUUUUAUGAACUGAAACAACACAAACAGAUACCAUUGUAAAUUAAUAAUAUUAACACAAGACACUCUUAAGGGUGUUGGAAUAUUAGCUAAAGGUAAUAGCAUGUACAAAUAAACAUGGAAACACUCCUACAGACAUCACACAUGGGACAGUUUAGUAAAUAAGAAUUGUUGUAGUUAUAUUGUAAAACUUACAAACGUUGCUUGGAGUGAUGAAGAAUCCAUACGAGUAGUAACGCUAUGGACAACUAGAAGAUGGAGCUGCACUUCUACUUCCGGUUCAAACCUUUAAACAGCAGGAAACACUGUAAUGGUACACCCAGCACCAUCUGUAGUGAGCCAAUUCGUCCAAAAGAUGGCGCCAUAGCACAAACAACGCACCUUUUCAGUGUCUUUGCAAGUGUUUUAUGAAAACGUUUUGCAUUUUGGCCGUCAGAGAAAAGAAAGUCCGGAAAUUUAAAAGCCUCAGGGUUCAAAAAGUCAUUGCUUAUAGUCGGGAAUUUCAUGUAGUAGUGUACUGCGCUGCAAGUGGCGUGGAGGGCUGCUCCUCCCCAAAAAUGGUGCCUAAAGGCCAAAAUGAAGCUUUGGUGCACAGUGACAUGGUUCGCACAGAUUUGGCUCCAUCUAAAAGUUCUUAAAUCAAGAAGUUGGCAAAUCGGGUGGUUUGUAAAUAGACAUUCUCUGAAUUUAACAUUCCCUUUUUUGAGGAUUGAUUUUCAUUUUAGAGUGGAUAGUGGGAGGAAGGCACUGGUAAGACAGCACACUACUGAAGCCCACUUGUUUUGCACAUUACUAAGGAACCUUGCAUGCGCUUAGUAUUUCAGGCUGUAGCUAUCCAGUGGUGGUGUUUGGAUGUAUAUUGGUACUUUUUACUGCUUUCAGUGUCACGACUUUAUCUUUUUCCACCAAGAAAUGUGUAGUUCUCUUCUUUCGACAGAUUCCUUGUGGAAGGAACACAUCUUACUUACAUUGUCAUCUGUUAUUGAUUUCAACUUACUGGACUGAAGACGCCGCAAUCCUUUGGCAUAGAUCAGAGCUGGGCAAAUAUUUGGACUGGGGCGGCCACAUUGUAAGUGCGAAUAUAUUAUACGUACACCUUCAUCUGUAAAAACAUGUACAGUUUGGGUCCCGUUUUUUCAGGAACACUAAUACCAAAAGUCACUAAAAACAGACCACCUAAAAAAAACAGAAUGAAGCUUUACAGUUUUUUACUGAAUAGGACACCAAAAAUAAAGAAUCUGGGAUAUACAAUAUUAACUAUAAACGAUAAAACACUGAAUAUUAACAACAUAUGAACAUAUUUUACUUCUCAGACCAGCUCCUACGUCAGGGGUCGGCAACCUAAAAUGUUGAAAGAGCCAUUUUGAACCAAAAAUACAAAAAAAACAUGUCAGGAGCCGCAAAAAAAUAAAAGCCAUAUCACAUACAGAUAGUGUGUCAUGAGAUAUAAAUUGAAUUAAGAUGACUUAAUGGAAACUAAAUGAGCUCAAAUAUAGCUACAAAUAAGGCAUAAUGAUGCAAUAUGUACAUAUAGCUAGCCUAAAUAGCAUGUUAGCAUCUAUUAGCUUACAGUCAUGCAUCAACAAAACUCACCUUUGUGCAUGAAUGCACAACGUAAAAAGUUUGGUGGACAAAAUGAGACAGAAAAAGAAGUGGCAUAAAACACGUCUUAGAUAGUCUGAGAAUGUUAUACAUGUAAACAAACUACGAUGAGUUCAAGGACCGCCGAAAUUAGACAAAACGUCGCUCGCCAAUUACUCGAAUCAGUGAUUGAUUGAUUGAUUGAAACUUUUAUUAGUAGAUUGCACAGCACAGUACAUAUUCCGUACAAUUGAUCACUAAAUGGUAACACCCCAAUAAGUUUUUCAUCUUGUUUAAGUCGGGGUCCACGUUAAUCAAUUCAUGGUGAUGCAUGUUCAAUAAAAACAGUGUGCUUUAUAACAAUUAGGGAGGUUUGUGUAACGUUUGUCCUCCUACAGCAGGGGUCGGGAACCUUUUUGGCUGAGAGAGCCAUGAAAACCAAAUAUUUCAAAAUGUAUUUCCGUGAGACCCAUAAAAUCUUUUUUUAACACUGAAUACAACUAAAUGCGUGCAUUUUUAAGACCAACAUUUUUACAGUAUAAUCAGUAUCAUAUUCUUUUUAAAAAUGGUAUAAAAAAAUGGUAAAUGGUUGUACUUGUAUAGCGCUUUUCUCCCCUUUUUAAGGAGCCCAAAGCCCUUUGACACUAUUUCCACAUUCACCCAUUCACACACACAUUCACACACUGAUGGCGGGAGCUGCCAUGCAAGGCGCUAACCAGGACCCAUCAGGAGCAAGGGUGAAAUGUCUUGCUCAAGGACACAACGGAUGUGACUAAGAUGGUAGAACGUGGGGAUUGAACCAGUAACCCUCAGACAUGUAAUGACAUAUGUCCCCACGCAGUCCCCAAGAUAAUAACAUUGUUAUUCUAAAGCUAACCAAUAAUAAAUAUGAUACUUCUUACAAUUAAAGCAACUUCUUGAACAGGUGCGAUAGAAAAUGUAUGGUCGGAAAAAAAUGCAUGAGAAUGUUUUAAAAUUGGACGUUAUUUUUAAUUACUUAUGGUGUUAAGCAAUGUCAGCUAAGAUUUAUCUGAGAGCCAGACUCAAUCAUCAAAAGAGCCGCAUCUGGCUCUAGAGCCAUAGGUUCCCUACCCCUGUCCUAAAGGAACUAUAUUAAAACAAAAAAUAUAUUUUUUUCUCCUCAUCUUUUUCCGUUUUUCAUACAUUUUUGAAAAAGCUCCAGACAGCCACUAGGGCGGCACCAAAGAGCCGCGGGUUGCCGACCCCCGUCCUACACAGACGUAUUUUACAAUCAAGCAAAACACAACAAAAAUGUAACAAACAACAAGAUAGAAACACAAAUGGUAAUAAACACUUACAAUAUGAUAUAUUAUCACUUCUAUGCAGAAAUUAGUUGUAAAAAUCUGCUUCAGCAUCUGUUCCUGACGCACGCGUUUCAGGCGUUGAAAUACUUUUUAUAGUUCAAGACUUACGGUCAUUUAAAAACAUCACCGCACAUCAUAAUGGCAAAUACACUUUUGAUAUUAAAGGUCUAAAAAAAUUACAUACAAAAUAUUAAUGGGCCAACUCCAGUUUGGACUUUUAAAUAUUCGCUCACAGAACUGAAGUGUUGACCAUGAGCCAUUUUAUUCUGAAAAUAUUUGAAGUUAUAAAUGAAACUCAUGAACAUAUGUCAUUACAUGUCAAAUUAGUUUAUUUUAACAGCAUAAAAGCUUAAACGUCAGCUAUUAUUAAAUCAUUGGGCAAAUGUUUUCAUAAAGUUCCUCUGUCAACUUUGCUCUAGAAACAUGGCGGGCCCUCACAAAGGGUUCUUGGGGGCGGGGGACACAGCACAUUUAGCAAAACAAUUCUGCCAUCUGUCAGCUGAUGCUACAUUCUUGCAUUAGCAACACAUACACAGACUUAUCUUACAUAGGAUUGUUUUUGUCUUUACAUCACAAGCAAGGGCGCCAUCUAGUGGCCCCCAAUGUCAAUACAAUACUGUCCUUGAGAAGAUCACAAGGGUCAAUCAAACUCCAGGCCCAGGGGCCAAAUCUGGCCUCGAAAGCCUGCAUUCAUACAAUACUUGUAUCUUUUCUUACUGAACGUGUUUUGUUCUUUCCGUCUUGACAUUAACAAAACUCAUGUAUCUUUUAAACUUGAAUAGUAUCUAAAAAUGCAAAAAAACAUCCAAAUAUUUUUUGUUGAAAUAAAGAAAUACCUAAAGGAAGUUAUCAAUGACAGGGUUCACCAACCGGUUUUCUACCAGGGACCGGUUUAAUGCAUGCAUUUAUUUUCACGGACCAGAUAAAAACGGCAAAAAAUUAACAUGAAAAAUGAGCUUUUGGCUACAAUCUAGUGCAGGGGUAGGGAACCUAUGGCUCGCGAGCCAGACGUGGCUCUUUUGAUGACUGCAUCUGGCUCUCGGAUGAAUCUGAGCUGACAUUGCUUAACAUGAAUAAUUCCACUUGUAAUAAGUGUUAAAAUAAUGUUGAAAACAUAAAACGUUCUCAUGCAUUUUUAGUCCAUCCAUCCGUUUACUACCGCACCUGUUCAAGAAGUUGCGUUAAGAAGUUAUUUAUUUAUUAUUGGUUAGUGUGGGGCUUGUCCUCCUGGGGGUUCCUCAGACCACCAAUCACCGACAUGAGAGCCCGUUUCAGGGUUAAACUAUUGUUUUAUUUUUCAAUAAGUCUCUCGGUUGCUUUCCAGCAAUUGUAUUUUUCUCUUUCGUUCUCGCUCGCGCUCUGGCUCCAGCCCCAAACCCAUCUCUCCUCCUGGCUGCUGCUUAUAACAGAGCGGCAGGUGAUUAGAUAACAAGGCUCAGGUGAGCCAUCUACGCAGCUCUCGCUGAUUUCGAGACCGGUCCUGGCACACCUUAGUUCGCUGCAGGCCCGCGGGCCACACCCCCUCCACAGUUAGUCUCAGAGUAACAAUGGUAUUACAAAGAAUAAGAGACCUAUUAUACUCUAGAAAUGUUAGUCUUGCUUAAAAAUGCACGCGUGUAGUUGUGUUCAGUGUUAAAAAAGAUAUAUGGCUCUUACGGAAAUACAUUUUAAAAUAUUUGGCUUUUUGGCUCUCUCAGCCAAAAAGGUUCCCGACCCCUGAUCUAGUGCAUCAACAUUUUAUAUGUCCAUUAAUGUGCAUCGUCCAAUGUACUAUAACAAAUAAGUUCUAUUAUUAUUGUUAUGUUUAGUGGGACAGGUGAAAGUUAAGUGGGAGAACAUGCAAUAGUUUAUAAAUUAAUUAAUGUUUCUGUGCGGCCUGACAGCAAAUGCGUGACAGACCGGUGGCUGGGGACCACUCCUCUAUGAUACUUUACACAACUUCCUUUAAGUACUUUUUAUUUCAACAAAAAAUAUUUGGAAAAAAUUCUGUCGACUGAGCUGCUUAUUUUUUUCCAUCCAUCCAUUUUCUACCGCUUAUUCCCUUUUGGGGUCGCGGAGGGCGCUGGCGCCUAUCUCAGCUACCUUUUUUUCCCACUUCCAGUAUACACUAUAAAAACAAUGCAUUUUAUGGUAAAAGAAAAACGGCAGCUCAGUUGGUUGAAUUUUAACGUUUAAAAAAAACAAAACAGUGCUACUGUUUUUCUAUUUCCAUUUACAGUAAUAGGCUGUAAAAACCACUACAACUUCACGGUAAAAUUAUUUUAUUUUUACAAUCAAAUCUUUUUUGUACAAAAUGCAUACAAUAAUCAAAUGUGUAGGCCAGUGAUUCUCAAACUGUGCUUAAAGUUCAGUUUUAUUUUCCUAUAUUCAAACUGUGUCACUGUUCAGACUGUGUAAUGUUACAGUGGCCAAAAUAUAAAAAAAAUAUGUUUUAAAUAAAAUCAGGCCUUGUUUUUAAUGAAUACUUACGCCUACUACGCUACUGUGUUUUAUUGUUGGUCAUUUCGGAGGUACUUGGAGAGCCCGUUUUUUUCUGAGGUGGUACCUGUUGAAAAAUAGUUUGAGAGCCACUGGCAUAAGCAAUUAUAUACUGUACAUGUAUUUGUGGAUAUACAUUUAUUUACCUUAACUACAAUGUGGUCCUCAAUUAAAAUUAAUUUGACACGCCUGGUAUAGAUUGUCGUUUUCAGCCAUUUGGCUCCACAUGCACUCGUGAAGAGAGAAAUAAAUACAAUCAAUGUUAAUUUUUGCGAUGAUAAAUUUCCAGGCACAAUUUCAAGCAAUAUAUCCUAAAAUAGUUUCAAAAAGUAGAUAUUGAGAAGAUAAGGACAAGAUAUAUUACCUAAUUAUUGCUAAAGUUAAGAAGUAGUUUAAAAGUAUUAGUGUAAUACAGUAUGAUUAGGUUAUAUAUACAUGUGUAUAUCCUACAUAAACAAUGUGUGAAUCUAUAUAUUUUAUAGACCAGGGGUGUCCAAACUUUAUCCACUGAGGAAAAAUCAAAGCAAGCGGGGGCCAUUUUGAUAUUUUUUUAUUUUAAAAAAACAAUACAAUAUAUGUAUAAAAAAUAUACAUUUCGGCCUCCACUCCAGCUUGAUCCCAGGGACCCCAAAGGGUUUUGGUCAAAAAAAUAUUAAAAACGUGUCAUUAUUCGGUAUUAUUUUGUUUUCUUAUUAUUCAAGUUUUAAAUCUCCAGAUCAACAUUAGGUCCAUCUGUCGAUAUAAUGAUUGUAAAGAUUUAAGUUGUAUGCUCUUUUUGUCAAAGAAAACCCUGUUUUUUGAUGGAAAAAAACACAAAAUAUGUAAUGUUAUCACCCAAUAUAUUUUUCAAGUGGAAUAUUUGAGAUUAUAUAAUAAUUGGAGCCUUAAAAAAGUCAAUAACAAAUAACACCAUUGAUUUGAAUUCAUUAUCAUUUUUUGAACAAUGACAUUUAAAAACAAAUCACACUAAAAUGA
Nerophis ophidion (straightnose pipefish) is the source of this 8991-nucleotide messenger RNA. Its product is annotated as E3 ubiquitin-protein ligase ZFP91-like. Lineage: Eukaryota; Metazoa; Chordata; Actinopteri; Syngnathiformes; Syngnathidae. The record is from RefSeq and is a predicted model, not a curated record. The transcript is spliced from 7 exons. Bases 610 to 1386 code for a protein of 258 amino acids. Gene Ontology annotation, cellular component: nucleus. Gene Ontology annotation, biological process: regulation of transcription by RNA polymerase II.